CAGCUCCAGGACCAUGAACAACAGUACCUGUGGCCCCGGCGAGCUCACCUGGCCCCAGCCAGUCACAAGCAUUUUCUAUACCUACACGGGCCUGGUGCUGGUGCUGGGCCUGCUGCUCAACAGCCUGGCGCUCUGGGUGCUGUGCUGCCGCAUGCAGCAGUGGACGGAGACCCGCGUCUACAUGGCCAACCUGGCCAUGGCCGACCUCUGCCUGCUCUGCACCCUGCCCUUCAUGCUGUACUCCCUGAAGAAUGGCACCACCGACACGCCGCUCUGCCAGCUCUCCCAGGGCAUCUACCUGGCCAACAGGUACAUGAGCAUCAGCCUGAUCAUGGCCAUUGCCGUGGACCGCUACAUGGCCGUGCGGCACCCAAUGCGUGUCCGCGGGCUCCGCUCCCCGCGGCAGGCCACGGCCAUGUGCUUGGCGCUCUGGGUGCUGGUGGUUGGCUCCCUGGUGCUUCGCUGGGUCCUGGGGGUGCAGGAAGGUGGCUUCUGCUUCACCAGCCCCUCCAGUCAAAGUUCCAACACCGUGAUCUUCUCGCUGCUGGGCUUCUACCUGCCUCUGGCCGUGCUGGUCUUCUGCUCUCUGCAAGUGGUGACCGCCCUGGGCCGGAGGCCCACUGUUGACUCAGGCCAGGUGGAGGUCACCCAGAAGGCUGCCCGCAUGGUCUGGGCAAACCUGGUUGUGUUUGUGGUCUGCUUCCUGCCCUUGCACGUGGUGCUGACGGUGCGCGUGGCCACCAGCCUGCCCACUUGUGUCAUCCGCCGUGCCCUCUACGUCACCAGUAGGCUCUCGGACGGCAACUGCUGCCUGGACGCCAUCUGCUACUACUACCUAGCCAAGGAGUUCCAGGAGGCGUCGGCGCGGGCCGGGCCGCCCCCUGCCAAGGCCCACAAGAGCCAGGAGUCCCUGUGUGUGGCCCUGGCCUAGGAAACAAGCCAUCAGCGCGGUAGCCCAGGCUCUCCGGGAGGUGCUGCUGCGGGGGGAACCUGUGACCAGCAGCAAGGAGCCCCAGGAUCAGCCCUGAACUUGCUGUGGGCUGUGGACACUCUCCAGGAGACCCGGGGGCACAGGGACGACCCAGGCACAGAGACCGGGAAGGCCACACUCCACCCCUGGGAUGAAAGAGGAACGGGG
Ceratotherium simum simum (southern white rhinoceros) is the source of this 1138-nucleotide messenger RNA. RefSeq names its product G protein-coupled receptor 35 (gene GPR35). NCBI's taxonomy places the organism in Eukaryota, Metazoa, Chordata, Mammalia, Perissodactyla, Rhinocerotidae. Gene Ontology annotation, molecular function: G protein-coupled receptor activity. The record is from RefSeq and is a predicted model, not a curated record. Gene Ontology annotation, cellular component: plasma membrane. Gene Ontology annotation, biological process: positive regulation of Rho protein signal transduction; phospholipase C-activating G protein-coupled receptor signaling pathway.